AUGUCCUAUUUCUCACGCCUAAGCCCUAUUCCAGCCUUCCCCGAAUACACGGGUCCGUACAAAGUCGGCACCGUCGAUGUCGAGAUCCCCGUUUCCGAACUUGAUGCGCCCAGCACCGCCCCCGAGGGUUCCGACAAGAUCCAUACCGUCCAGUAUCGCAUGUUCUACCCAGCGGUCCCCGAAUCGAACGAGAAGCGUAUCAGCUGGCUACCGAACCCUCAACGACAGCAUUUAGUAGCCUACACUAAAUUCUUGGGUAUCGGUCCCAUGCUCUCCGAGUUUCUCUCUUUUCUCCCACGACAUCUUCAUUAUACCACAAUUCCUGCCCACAAGAAUGCGAAGCUCCUCCAGCCUUCGACCGAGAACAAGCGAUGGCCUACGAUGAUCUUCUCCCACGGCUUGGGAGGUUGCCGAAACUCGUACUCCUACGUCGCCGGCUCUCUCGCCUCCCAUGGCAUCGUCGUAAUCUGCCCUGAGCAUCGCGAUGGCAGCGCUGUUGCCAGUUUCAUCCGCGUACCUGAGAAGCAAAACGAAACAAUCACAUCGAAUAGCCGAAUACAAGUGCACUACGAAAAGAUCUCGCACGAUGUCAGCCCCGAAGUCUACCAGGCCCGCGAGGCCCAACUCCGAAUUCGGUGCUGGGAACUCGGCCUAGUUCAUCAGGCCAUGCUUACCGUUGACCGUGGCAAUAAAUUGACUAACUUGAACCGAUCUACACCCAGCCUGGAUCAAUUUGUUGGUCAAUGCAACAUUCACGAGCCUGGCAGCAUCAUCUUUGCCGGACACAGCUUUGGAGCAGCUACCGUUACUCAACUUAUGAAGAGCACGUAUUACGCCGGUGUUCCUGAAGCUGCUACUAUCCAAAAGCCUAUCUUUGCUCCCACCCAAGGUAGUGAUAUCACAAAGCAGAUUACCGAGAAGACCCUCACAAUGCUACUCGACAUGUGGUGCAUGCCCUUGAUGGCUCCCAACUCAAAGCCUCUGUUCGAACUGCCGCUACCUGUAUAUGCCGACAAAACUACUGCUCCUGGUGGCAAGGCCAUCUUGGCAGUUGAAUCGGAGCAUUUCUUCAAGUGGGGAGACCAUCUUAACCUCAAGGCUCGCGUCCUGAGCCCUGAUCCCACCGCCAACGUUGUGGCUCCUCAACUGUUCGAGCGGCCUAGCGGAAUCAAGAUGUCGGAGCCAAACUUCUUCUACGUCAUCAACUCUGCUCAUCUGAAUCAGUCCGACUUUGGAAUCCUGUUCCCUUGGUUGACGCAGAAGAUCUUCAAGGCAGAGCAGCCUGAACGAGCACUCCGUCUGAACCUCCGGGCACAACUUCAAAUGCUUCGUGAGAACAACGUUCCUGUCGGCCGUACCUUCGAGGGAGAUCUCGUUGACGGAACGUCUUUUGAUAAGCUUGAAAAGUUCAACCAAGAAAAGGGUGAUUCAUGCAAGGAUGGCAUCAACGACGACCAGGCCAUCUUCGACACGAGCGGCAACAACCCUGUUGACUUCUGGCGAUGGAUUGACGUCAUUGGCCUCGGCGAAUCUAGCGGUAAGAAGACGACCGAGAAGAAGGUGGAAGAGGGCCAAGAGGAUAUGAAGGGCGAACUUGACCCUAGUGAUGAAGUGCCUGGAGCACCACCCUCCAUCACCCGAGCUAUGAGCGCUACUGCAGCAUAA
Messenger RNA from Fusarium poae, 1665 nucleotides. RefSeq lists its product as uncharacterized. The transcript has 2 exons. The record is from RefSeq and is a predicted model, not a curated record. Gene Ontology annotation, molecular function: 1-alkyl-2-acetylglycerophosphocholine esterase activity. Bases 1 to 1665 code for a protein of 554 amino acids. NCBI's taxonomy places the organism in Eukaryota, Fungi, Ascomycota, Sordariomycetes, Hypocreales, Nectriaceae.